CAAGCGUCGCGAGAAAACGGAGAGAAGAGACGGGAGCGGAGCGGAGCGGAGCGGGCGGACUGGACUCGGCUCGCACGCCUCGCGCGGCUAAAGCUAGCGAUAAACAUGGAGCUGUCUGCCGUUGGAGAGCGCGUGUUCGCCGCCGAGUCCAUCAUCAAACGGAGGAUCAGAAGAGGUCGAAUGGAAUAUCUGGUCAAAUGGAAGGGUUGGUCAUCCAAGUACAGUACAUGGGAACCAGAAGAAAAUAUCCUGGAUUCACGUCUUUUUGCUGCUUUUGAAGAAAGGGAACGUGAACGGGAAAUGUUUGGACCCAAAAAGAGAGGACCGAAGCUCAAGACAUUUCUUCUAAAGGCCCAGGCAAAAGCUAAAACAAGGUCUUACGAGUUCCGUGGUGAGUCUUCACGCAGCAUUCGUGUGACCUACCUGAACUCGGAGCCUUUGGUAACACCAAGAGCCAGAGAGGGUCUCCGUGCUGUUGUUCCAACCAUCUUCCCCCCCAGUACAGUAAACCGAGGAGAGAGCGUUCGUCCUGUCUCUUCAGAACUGUCUCGAGACCAUCGUCACAGAGACCUUCAAUCUCCAAAUCCUAUGAACCCUUUAGAUGGGAUCAUUCGUGUGCCCAAGAAACGAGGUCGGAAACCCAAACUGUGGUUUAGGGAGGGUUAUGCAAAUGCUCAGCACUUGGAAAAAUGCAAAAUGGAUGAUUCCAUGUCUGGAAUCCCAUCUAAAAUGGCACGUCUGGAACUCGGGGAAGAUGAUGAGGACAGACAAAAAGCAAAGGUCCAAAGGCACCAGAAUUCUCCUUUUCACCCCAGGACAGUUACUUCUGUAGACUGGAGAGGAACACGUGACCAUUGCAAGCCUAGGGAAAAUUCAAAUCAUUUUUACCACAAGCAUAUGAAGUACCUUAAACACAUUAACAAUCAGCAUAAUCAGCCAUCUCUUAUCGCCAAGAUUCCUAUGGCACGAAUACAUGGCACAACAGAGAGGCAAGACAAAGUAGAACAAAAACGAGAGGAGGAAGAUGUAUGGAGGCCCUGCUUCAGCAACCUAGAGACGGUCACAAUCACUGAUGUGACGACAAACUUUUUAACAGUGACCAUCAAAGAGAGCAGCACAGAUGAAGGAUUCUUUAAAGACAACAGAUGAAUUUCUUCCAAACAGGCAUGUGCCAAUAAUCACACAAUAUUUUACAACAUUUGCAGUAUUAUGGAGACCAAGAAAUACCAUUGACUGCCUUAGUUGGCAGCAGUCUUGGGGCAGGUGAAGCCUGUCUCAUUCUGCACCUUACACCCUUUUCAGAGAAGGCUCUGAUCACAUGACUUUCUUAUAACACAAAUCACAAUGUGUAAAUCUAAUGGACAUAAAUAGAACAUUUAAAAAUCACAUCUUUUCACUACUGUUGUCGAUUUACCCUGCUUUUUCAUAAAUCAUUUAUUGUCCCAGCAUUCUAUAAAUUGUAUAUAAAAGAUAUUUUAUUUUACUUCUGGUGUUAUACACUGAAGUGUGUGAAGCAUCAUGGUGGACAGGUGAUGAAAUAGGCCAGUGGUGAGCGAUCUGCAUGCACUAGAAGAGGUCAGCUGUGAGCUGACUUUAAUGUUCAGAUGUGUUACAGUAUGUUUGACUCACAGAGUCUGUUUCUGUAAAAUAGACACUUUUUAUCAGAACGUGUAUACUAAAUACAUAAAGCUGCUGCUCUUGAGUGUUUGAUGUCAUGAGAAUUUCUAAAUAUUUUUAGUUCUAAUAUUUGUAAUUAUCUGAAUUAUUUCCUUGUGUUUCUGAAAAUGUGCACAUUUAAAAAGCAUCUACAAACUUUAAACAUUUGAAGUUUGGAUCUUUCAUUUCUGAUCCCUCAGUAAAACCUUUAUUUUUCUGAAGUUAAAAGUUGGCAUACACUUGUAAGGGACUCGCAGGUCAUGCUAGUAUUUGGGGUUUAAUCAUUUCUACAACUGUUUAAGUGACUGAAUAACUGGAACACAUACUUUAUAAAACAAAAUGAACAUACAUAAAGCUAAAUAGAGGCUGUCCUACAAAAAAGAAGCUGCUCUGAUUCUCUUUUUUUACUCUGUGAACAGCAGCAAAAGUAAAGCUUUAAAGUAUUAAUUUUGGAGAAAGAACCUCUUUCUUUCACAGCUACCUCUAAGACCAAUAUGAUGCUUGUCAACAGUGACACCAAAGUCGAAGCAGCUUUCAAUUCUUGCCAGACCAGUAAUCUUCCCCUCCCUGUUCUUGAAUUACAUUUGACUAUAUAGACACAUGUCCUCUCAGUGUAAAAUGACACCAUUGUUCCAUAUUAUUUGUAAUAAGUGCAAUCAAACUAGACAUAUUUACAUGGGCACUAAGAAGACACCAGUUAUGGUCCUGCAUAAUCACUAAUAAGAAAUGUGAAGGUCAUGUCACAAAAUUUAAUGGAACUUUGUACACCACUAAAUGAUCCAUCUAAUGUGCUGUAUUUUUAACGUAAUUAUUAAAAAUAUCUUGAUAAAAUUAUUGAUAAAA
Trichomycterus rosablanca is the source of this 2499-nucleotide messenger RNA. It is a transcript of the gene cbx8b, whose product is annotated as chromobox homolog 8b. The transcript is spliced from 5 exons. The coding region runs from base 106 to 1149 and encodes 347 amino acids. NCBI's taxonomy places the organism in Eukaryota, Metazoa, Chordata, Actinopteri, Siluriformes, Trichomycteridae. Gene Ontology annotation, molecular function: chromatin binding. The record is from RefSeq and is a predicted model, not a curated record. Gene Ontology annotation, biological process: negative regulation of transcription by RNA polymerase II. Gene Ontology annotation, cellular component: chromatin; PRC1 complex.